Symphalangus syndactylus (siamang) is the source of this 2997-nucleotide messenger RNA. RefSeq names its product choline kinase alpha (gene CHKA). NCBI's taxonomy places the organism in Eukaryota, Metazoa, Chordata, Mammalia, Primates, Hylobatidae. Gene Ontology annotation, cellular component: cytoplasm. Gene Ontology annotation, biological process: CDP-choline pathway; phosphatidylethanolamine biosynthetic process. The record is from RefSeq and is a predicted model, not a curated record. Gene Ontology annotation, molecular function: ethanolamine kinase activity; choline kinase activity.
CGCAGCCAAUGGGGAGGCGGCGUGGUGAGGGCGGCGGCGGUUAUGAUGCGCCGGGCCGGCGGUCGGCGGCCAAUCAGUGGCGAGCGCGAGGGCGGGCUGUGACGCGGCCGGCGCUCCUCGUGCGGCGGCGGCAGAGGAGCGAGUGCAGCUGCCAGCAGCACAUCUCCGCGCCACAGUCGCCACGGCCACCAAAGCCGCCGCAGCCGCCGCCACCGCCCCGCGCGCCCAACCGCCGCGGCCCCUCGCCCCGCCGGCCUGCCAGUGAGCGAGCGGCGAGCGGCCUCCCGCUCGGCCCCCUGAGGCGGGCGCCCGGCCGGACCCUGAGCCUCGUCCUCUCGCGCUGCGGCCGCCCGCGCCUCCUCGGCCGCCUGUCGGGCAUGAAAACCAAGUUCUGCACCGGGGGCGAGGCGCAGCCCUCGCCGCUCGGGCUGCUGCUGAGCUGCGGUAGCGGCAGCGCGGCCCCGGCGCCCGGCGUGGGGCAGCAGCGCGACGCCGCCAGCGACCUCGAGUCCAAGCAGCUGGGCGGCCAACAGCCGCCGCUCGCGCUGCCCCCCCCGCCGCCGCUGCCGCUGCCCCAGUCCCCGCCGCCGCAGCCGCCGGCAGACGAGCAGCCCGAGCCCCGGACGCGGCGCAGGGCCUAUCUGUGGUGCAAGGAGUUCCUGCCCGGCGCCUGGCGGGGCCUCCGCGAGGACGAGUUCCACAUCAGUGUCAUCAGAGGCGGCCUUAGCAACAUGCUGUUCCAGUGCUCCCUACCUGACACCACAGCCACCCUUGGCGAUGAGCCUCGGAAAGUGCUCCUGCGGCUGUAUGGAGCGAUUUUGCAGAUGAGGUCCUGUAAUAAAGAGGGAUCCGAACAAGCUCAGAAAGAAAAUGAAUUUCAAGGGGCCGAGGCCAUGGUUCUGGAGAGCGUUAUGUUUGCCAUUCUCGCAGAGAGGUCACUUGGGCCAAAACUCUAUGGCAUCUUUCCCCAAGGCCGACUGGAGCAGUUCAUCCCGAGCCGGCGAUUAGAUACUGAAGAAUUAAGUUUGCCAGAUAUUUCUGCAGAAAUCGCUGAGAAAAUGGCUACGUUUCAUGGUAUGAAAAUGCCAUUCAAUAAGGAACCAAAAUGGCUUUUUGGCACAAUGGAAAAGUAUCUAAAGGAAGUGCUGAGAAUUAAAUUUACUGAGGAAUCCAGAAUUAAAAAGCUCCACAAAUUGCUCAGUUACAAUCUGCCCUUGGAACUGGAAAACCUGAGAUCAUUGCUUGAAUCUACUCCAUCUCCAGUUGUAUUUUGUCAUAAUGACUGUCAAGAAGGUAAUAUCUUGUUGCUGGAAGGCCGAGAGAAUUCUGAAAAACAGAAACUGAUGCUCAUUGAUUUUGAAUACAGCAGUUACAAUUACAGGGGAUUCGACAUUGGAAAUCACUUCUGUGAGUGGAUAUAUGAUUAUAGCUAUGAAAAAUACCCGUUUUUCAGAGCAAACAUCCGGAAGUAUCCCACCAAGAAACAACAGCUCCAUUUUAUUUCCAGUUACUUGCCUGCAUUCCAAAAUGACUUUGAAAACCUCAGUACUGAAGAAAAAUCCAUUAUAGAAGAAGAAAUGUUGCUUGAAGUCAAUAGGUUUGCCCUUGCAUCUCAUUUCCUCUGGGGACUUUGGUCCAUUGUACAAGCCAAGAUUUCAUCUAUUGAAUUUGGGUACAUGGGGACAGUAAGUGAAGAAGAGUCGGUGGCUCCUGCCUGUGCUGUGGAAGGUUUUAUUUAUCGGUUACCACUUCAUUCUCCAGCCUGUAGUGCCUGACUUUGGGUUGGAAGCUGGACUACGCCCAAGCAAGGUUUGAUGCCUAUUUCCACCAGAAGAGGAAGCUUGGGGUGUGACUGUGGGGAGGACUCCAUCCACCUCAUCACUGGACUGCAUGGGGAGGCAGCAGAGCGGGGUCCCCUCUGUGCUUCGACUACUGCUCCUGUGGCAGGAGGCUUUGGGUGGCUCACUACUGAACACAGAUGUGUAUGAUACUAAAGACUGUAUUAAAAUGGAGUGACGUUUAUUUCAUAUCUUGUUUACAAUUUCACUAGGACUCAGAAACGAGAUUGGGAAGCAGAAAUAUAGUGCAAUAGUGCAACAUCUCUGAAUCCUUUUAAUCUAGAGAAGGCGUUUCAUAUUUGGGGGCUAAGGUUUCCAGUCAGAUAGGGCAAACAGCAAGAGUAAGCAGUGUUACUUGCAGGUACUUUGGUUAAUGUUGAUUUAAAACUUUUUUUUCAUGAAUAUGCUGGUGAACACUGUGACCAGGCUUUUGUAGAUGGCGAUGUGUUAUAGACGGUGCUCACUCCCAGGGGACAGCAAGUGAGCAGAGAUGUACUGCGAAGUCGCCAGUCACGGCCUCUGCCUGGGGCCCCCGGAAGCUGCUCCUCUACCCCCUUGGUCCCAUGGCUGAAGCUGGAGCAGCGGAUUGCUCUGGAGCGGCCAAGGCCGCCUGCGUGUGGAGCAGAGCUCUCCCCUCCUGCUGGGCGUGUGUGACACUGAUGAGUUUCACUGUACUGCAUGUGACUUCUCCCCUGCCCUUCCUCCUGAUGGAGUGUGCAGACAGCCAUGCGUGGCCACAGGGGCAGUGUGAGGACCUCCCUGUCUCCCGGCCCCUCUCCCAGGGGAGCCAGCUGUUUGACCUAGCUCUUUGGGCCUCCCCUGCCCUCUGCUCUGCCUGGAGUGUGGGAUCCUGUGAGUGGGCUGGGCCGCCCCUGGGCAGGGUGAGGGAAACCCUGGCCUGGGUUCUCCAAGGGCCCGGUUUCCCGGCCCUUACCUUUCCCGAUGUCCCUGACAUCAUCAUUUUGUGGGAGACGGCAGCCUGUAUGUGGUGCAGGGUGUGGAUCGAGUGUAGCUGUGAAAUCCAUAUAUAUGAAAUGUCCCGCGGGAUACAGUCUUCGCUGACUUUUUUUUACUCUGAAUCUUAUUUGAAUUGUUUUUUGUGCAUAUAUUUCUGCUACCACAGAGAUUGUACUAUACAAAUAAAAAAAUAAAAACCCAA